Diprion similis is the source of this 1142-nucleotide messenger RNA. RefSeq names its product serine-rich adhesin for platelets-like. Lineage: Eukaryota; Metazoa; Arthropoda; Insecta; Hymenoptera; Diprionidae. The transcript has 4 exons. Bases 51 to 1142 code for a protein of 363 amino acids. The record is from RefSeq and is a predicted model, not a curated record.
GCUGAAUUGUUACUGCCAAUCGAAGGACCGAAUAGCACGUAUCCGCCAAUAUGAAGCAAGCCAUCACCCUGAUUCUCACCAUUUUAGUGAGCUUCCAAUUCUACAACGCAAUCAAUGCUGCCCCGGCCCCUGACUUACUUUCAAACCUAGUGAGUUCAGCGGCUUCUGCGAAUUCUGCGGCGGUUGAGACAGGAGUAGAUACCGCUGAGACCAUCUUGUCUUUGUUGACCGGAGGGUCAUCCUCGGAUACCGAUAGCGAAUCCGACUCGGAAACCGAAGCGGCGGUAACCACAACCACCGAGGCGGCAACCACGACUACGGAGGCGGCAACGACGGUCACUGAGGCGGUGACCACAACCACCGAGGUGGCAACCACAACCACCGAGGCGGUGACCACAACCACCGAGGCGGCAACCACGACUACGGAGGCGGCAACGACGGUCACUGAGGCGGUGACCACAACCACCGAGGUGGCAACCACAACCACCGAGGCGGUGACCACAACCACCGAGGCGGCAACCACGACUACGGAGGCGGCAACGACGGUCACUGAGGCGGUGACCACAACCACCGAGGCGGCAACCACGACUACGGAGGCGGCAACAACCAUAGAAGCGACAACCACGGCCGACGAUGACGAUUCCGAAAGUUCAGACUCAGACGAUGCUGCAGCUUCAGCACUGGAAUCUGCGGCUUCAUCAGCAGCUUCAGAUGCUUCUUCAGCGGCUGAAUUAGCAGCAUCAGCACUGGAAUCUGCGGCUUCAUCAGCAGCUUCAGAUGCUUCUUCAGCAGCAUCAGCACUGGAAUCCGCGGCUUCAUCAGCGGUUUCAACUGCGGAAUCUGCGGCCUCAUCUUUGACCAGUUCAUCAUCGACGGCUGCAUCAGCAGCUUCAGACACUGCUUCAGCGGCUUCAUCAGCAGCUUCAGCACUGGAAUCCGCGGCUUCAUCAGCAGCUUCGGAUACUGCUUCAGCGGCUUCAGCAGCAGCUUCAGCACUGGAGUCUGCGGCUUCAUCAGCGAUUUCAACUGCGGAAUCUGCGGCCUCAUCUUUGACUAGCGGUUCAUCAUCAUCGAGCUCCAACACGAUCCCUGCAAAAGGUGAAGAAGAAUACGAAGAUGAUGAUAACGACAUUGGUUCUUGA